Contarinia nasturtii (swede midge) is the source of this 3551-nucleotide messenger RNA. It is a transcript of the gene Unc-115a, whose product is annotated as actin-binding LIM protein 3. Gene Ontology annotation, biological process: cytoskeleton organization; lamellipodium assembly. NCBI's taxonomy places the organism in Eukaryota, Metazoa, Arthropoda, Insecta, Diptera, Cecidomyiidae. The record is from RefSeq and is a predicted model, not a curated record. Gene Ontology annotation, molecular function: actin filament binding. The transcript is spliced from 14 exons. The coding region runs from base 452 to 2863 and encodes 803 amino acids. Gene Ontology annotation, cellular component: actin cytoskeleton.
CAAAUAAUACUUUUUCCGCUAGUAUUUAGAAUAAUUGUCAUUUUCAGUGAAUUUUUUUUAUAUAUAUAGAUAACAAUUGCAAAUUUAGGCAUAUUUAAGUUACAAAAACAAAAAAAAAAAUCAAAAUAAAUAAUGAAAAGUUAGGUUCGUGUAUUUUGUGACCAAAUGAAGAAAAAUUGAUGUUGAGCAUCUGUUUUUUCGAUUGCCUUACACACAAAUUUCGUGAACAAAAAAGAAAAAUUAUAGCAAGAAAUAAGCUGGAACUUUUACGUUUUUCAUAAAAACCUUUUUUUUAUUCAUGGUCAUAUUUUCAAAAUCAUUUUAAAAUAUUGCGUAGUUAAAUGUGAAGCUUGCAUAAAACCAACCAAUUUUUUUUAUGGGAAAAGAAACCGUGACUGGAAUUUGGUGAAAUCGUACUAUAAACAAAAAAAACGACGAAAAAGAAUUUAAAAUGGGGAAGACAAAAAUUUGCUGCACAAGAUGCCAGAAAAAAUGCUCCGGCGAGGUUCUUCGAGUGACCGAUAAAUAUUUUCAUAAGCAAUGUUUCCAGUGCACGACGUGUCAUAAGUCACUAGCUUCGGGCGGUUUUUUCUCGAAAGACGGUGCAUUUUAUUGCACAACGGACUAUCAAAAACUAUUCGGUACCAAAUGUGCUGCAUGCAAAUUGUAUGUUGAAGGCGAAGUUGUUUCCACAAUGGAUAACACUUAUCAUCAAAAAUGUUUUACAUGCAGUCGAUGUAAUCAACCGUUUCAAUCAGGGAGCAAAGUAACUAACACGGGCAAAGGGGAACGAUUUUGUGAAGAUUGCGUAGCAAUUCCACCCAAUACAAAAAUCCAUUCAUCAUUUAAUACACAAGUAAAUCAAUCGGCGGUGAUUGACACCAAUAGUCCAACGCUUGCAAAAGCACAACAACAUAAUCAAAAUAAUUCACUUAGAGCAUUAAACGAUGAUGAUACAUACGAUCCGAAUGCAUGUGCUGGUUGUAAAGAACAACUAAAGGAAGGUCAAGCGUUGAUCGCUUUGGAUCGACAAUGGCAUAUCAGCUGUUUCAGCUGUAAAAAUUGCAAUGCACUAUUAAAUGGUGAAUAUAUGGGCAAAGAUGGGACUCCAUACUGUGAAAAAUGCUAUCAAAAACUUUUUGGUGUUAAAUGUGCCUAUUGUAAUCGUUAUAUCAGCGGUAAAGUUUUACAAGCUGGUGACAAUCACCACUUUCAUCCUACAUGCGCAAGAUGUACUAAAUGUGGUGAUCCAUUUGGAGAUGGUGAAGAAAUGUAUUUACAGGGUAGCGCAGUUUGGCACCCGCGUUGUGGACCUUGUCCGUCUAGUGAACUAGGAGCAAUAUUAGAUGGAAGUACAUUACUAGGUGGAAAUCAACUCAAUGGAAAUAUUACAGACACUGAGUGUGAUCGUUUAAGCAAUAGCGUUAUCAGCGAAAUGCAGUUUUCAUUACGUUCAAGAACACCUAGUUUGAAUGGUUCAGUGUACAGUCCAAAUUCUAGCAGAAGAUACCGAACUGUUAGUCCUGGUUUAAUGUUGAGAGAAUAUGGCGGCUAUGGAUAUGAUGAUAUAUCACGUAUUUACACAUACAGCUAUCUUACUGAUGAACCUCAUUACUUAAGAAAACCGGUUGAUCCGUAUGACAAAGCACCGGUAUCACCACAUUUUCAUCGGCCAAGUAAUAUGGGUGGUUCACAAGCCGGUAGUCGUCCACCAUCUCGACCAUCGUCUCGAAAUAAAAGUGCUAUGAAGGUGCUAGUCGAUUCAAUUCGUUCCGAAACACCAAGACCAAAAAGUCCAGCUAUGAACAAUGAAGAGCCAAUCGAAUUGUCACAUUAUCCGGCAGCUAAAAAACCACCACCCGGUGAAAAGGCAAAAAUUGAACGCGAUGAUUUUCCAGCACCACCAUAUCCUUAUACAGAUCCGGAACGUCGUCGUCGCCUAUCAGAUUCAUAUAAAGGUGUUCCAGUAUCAGACGAUGAAGAUGAAGUUGACCACGCAAAUGGUGAUGCGAAUACUCAAGAUGAUCUUCUGAAAAGGGAAGAGGAGGAACUAAAGAAAAUUAAAUCGGGAAUGGGUGCUGUUAUUUUAAAAGAUUUGAAGGAACAUGCGAAAUAUAGAAAAUGGAAACAACAUCACAUCGAUCCUAGAAAUGCAUCACGAACACCUUCAGCCUCCAAAGAGCUUAUGUAUCGUUUGAGAUAUGAAUCGCCAAUAGGUGCAUCACCUUCUCGUCAUUUGGAUCACCAAAAACCAUUCUACGACGACGAAACUACAUUUGAUCGAUCAACUAGCUAUCGAGGCUCAGUUGGACGAUCGCUUGGAACAACCCCUAGUUACAAUGUGGUGAGUUCAUUGCGGCAAAUAAUCAAACCUGGAUAUGGUUUAGCUCCACGUUCACACACUUUCAGUUCUGCUACAACGGAUUCAACACAUAUCGGUGGUCCUGAGUUUUCUUUUGGACUUGGAGACAAAACACAGAGCACAGAAUUUAGCUGUGGAAAAUCUGACGUGUCAGUAGAUUCAAUAACUGAGGGAGAUCGACGUGCUUUGAUGGCCGAUUUGCCAGCAUCAAGUACAUAUUCUGGUGCUUUAUCCUAUCAUUUUCCUCAAACUGGCUUAAUUCGUCGCAGUUUGCCCAAUAUGGCACAUUCUGUUUUGGUUCAUGAGCCAGCCAAAAUCUAUCCUUACCAUUUGCUUUUGAUUUCGAACUAUCGUUUGCCGGCAGACGUUGAUCGUUGUAACUUGGAGCGUCACUUGUCCGAUGUUGAAUUUGAAGCAGUUUUGAUGUGCACUAGAACCGAUUUCUACCGACUACCACAAUGGCGCCGAAACGAAAUAAAACGAAGGGCACGAUUAUUUUAAAUUAUUCCAAUGAUGAUUUAAUUGAAAUGAACUAUAGUUGGGAUUUAUUGACUAUUACAUUUGAAUGCCUAUGUUUAUGCAUACCUAAUUAAGUAUUGAAUUUACUUUUUUACGCCGAUGCAAAUGCAUUAACUAAAACUUACUUGUAGAACAAAGCAUUUUUCCUGAUAGGACAAUUAUAAUGUUAUAAUUUAAAGCAAGUUGGUACAAGUGAAUAGAAUGAUUUUUUUUUUCGCGGUAAGGUUUAUGUUUUCAUUUAAAUUUUUUUAGUGCAUUUCAAAGUAAAAUAUUUGAUUAUAUUAUUUAAACUCAAUUUCAAUUGGCAGCGCUUGCAUUUUAUACACAUACACACAAAACACAAUGCAACAUAUGGAUCUAUAGAAAUUUUGCAUUUCAAUAUUGUUUGGCUUGAGAGUCGAAAGUUCAAAACAUUUAACAGUUUUAUAAGUAUCCAAGUUAUACAAUUCAAUUGUAGUAAUAUUACCUUCGGUAAAACCUUCUGUCAAUGAAAGUAGCAUAUAUAUUUUAUUUACUUUGAUCACAGUGUUCCAAGUCUUGUCUCUGCUUUUGCGACAUAGCCGUUAGUUAGCUUUAGCAACAACAACAAAAAAAAAAUUACUAAAUAUAUUAUAUUUUUAAAAUUACUGACAUGGAAAUCAUAAUAAAAUCAAAACAUUAUUUCAAUUUU